AUGGUAAAAAUUGCUCCCUAUGUCCCAGAAACACUCGAGGGCUACCGUGGCCAGCGUGAGCUCCUCUCCGUCGUGCACCACGCCUUCCAAGGUAAGUGUGCUCUUGCGCAGGCACUGCUAAUCGUUCAUUCGGUCUUCUCAGAACCUAACGUCGUAUCUACGUUAGCACAUAAAGCGUACUAUGAGGCAGGUGUUCUACACGGGCGUAUCAGCGGCCACGUCAUCAUGCGCAUCCCGCACGAGACGCAGAACGAUACCACACGAGGCAUCCUCCUCGACCUUGACAGCUCUUACAACUCGAAGCGGCGCGCAUCAAAGCUUGUGUCAAGGACGAGAGCCUCGCCCAAGUCUAGGGAAGAGUCAAAGGCGAAUGCUGAAGAGAGCAAGAGAGCAGCAGAACAGUACGAGAAAAAUGCAAGUGCAAGUGAUGCCAUGCCCGGUAGAGGAAUGAAGAAGUGGUUGGCAGGCCAGUGA
This is a messenger RNA of Phanerochaete carnosa HHB-10118-sp, 474 nucleotides long. RefSeq lists its product as uncharacterized. The coding region runs from base 1 to 474 and encodes 157 amino acids. The record is from RefSeq and is a predicted model, not a curated record. The transcript has a single exon. Lineage: Eukaryota; Fungi; Basidiomycota; Agaricomycetes; Polyporales; Phanerochaetaceae.